Cicer arietinum (chickpea) is the source of this 874-nucleotide messenger RNA. RefSeq names its product putative pterin-4-alpha-carbinolamine dehydratase. Lineage: Eukaryota; Viridiplantae; Streptophyta; Magnoliopsida; Fabales; Fabaceae. The record is from RefSeq and is a predicted model, not a curated record. Gene Ontology annotation, molecular function: 4-alpha-hydroxytetrahydrobiopterin dehydratase activity. Gene Ontology annotation, cellular component: mitochondrion. Gene Ontology annotation, biological process: tetrahydrobiopterin biosynthetic process.
AUAAUUGGCACAGAAAAGAUGCGCAGAGUGAAUGCAAUGAAUCGGAUUCUUCUUCUCAUUCGCCACCCUCUCUCUGUUUCCAAACCCACUCUUCUUCCAUUACCAUUCUUUCUCCAAUCCAAUCGAACACGAUUAAUAAUGGAUUCUAAUAAUAUACAAAACAAUCAACUCCCAGUUUCGUCACUUACCACCACAUUUUGCACUUCCCACAAAGAUCUAUCAAAGAAGACUUGUGUACCGUGUAAUUCGAAGGAUUUGCAACCCAUGACAGAGGAUGCAGCUCGUACUCUUAUUCCACAGGUUUCGGAGUGGAAUUUGGUAAACGAAGGUGGUUCUUUGAAACUGAGCAGGUCAUGGAAAGUUAAGUCUUUUAACAAAGGAUUGGAGUUUUUCAGAUUAAUAGCUGAUCUUGCUGAAGCUGAAGGUCAUCAUCCUGAUCUUCACCUUGUUGGCUGGAAUAAUGUUACUAUAGAGAUUUGGACUCAUUCUGCUGGUGGGCUGACAGAGAAUGACUUCAUACUUGCUGCUAAGAUCAAUGAGCUUAAUGUGCAUAGCUUACUAAGAAGGAAAGCUUCUGACUGAAUUAUCUAUAUGAAGAGGAACUAAGAACUUGUAGAUAUUCUAGAGUUAUCAAGUUUUCUGUCCAUUUUUCCAUUAAAAAAAAAGAAUGGGCUAGAAUUAUUAUGUUUAGUUCCAACCACAAAUUUGAGCACAGCAUAUUGUUAUGUCAACCAUCUAUGUGGAGAGAACUUGUUUUUUUUACAAUUAUGCUAGAAUUACUAUGUUUAGUUCCAAUCAUAUUGUUUUAGGCACUACGGCAUCUCUAACUAUGUUAAUUUUAUUUAUUGAAUUGAAAUCCGGUGGUUGUAACUGA